Molecule: messenger RNA, 1133 nt
Organism: Indicator indicator
Lineage: Eukaryota; Metazoa; Chordata; Aves; Piciformes; Indicatoridae
Gene: ADAP2
Product: ArfGAP with dual PH domains 2
Exons: 10
Coding region: 1-1104 (367 amino acids)
Biological process (GO): positive regulation of GTPase activity
Cellular component (GO): intracellular membrane-bounded organelle; plasma membrane
Molecular function (GO): phosphatidylinositol bisphosphate binding; GTPase activator activity
Source: RefSeq, a predicted model, not a curated record
AUGAUGGACCGCGACCGCAACAAGACGCUGCUGCUGGAGCUGCAGAGAGCUGCCGGCACCGGGAACGGCCGCUGCGCUGACUGCGGGGAGCCAGAUCCAGAGUGGGCUUCUUACAAACUUGGAAUAUUCAUUUGUUUGAAUUGCUCUGGAAUCCAUCGCAAUCUUCCUCAGAUCAGCAGGGUCAAAUCCCUCCGGCUCGACUUCUGGGAGAAUGACCUUAUAGAGUUUAUGAAGAAGCAUGGGAAUCUCUGUGCCAAAGAUAAAUACGAGGCCAAAGUCCCUCCCUACUAUUACAUCCCCCAGUCCUCUGACUGCUUGGUUUUAAAAGAGCAAUGGAUUAGAGCUAAAUAUGAGCGUGAGGAAUUUGUUGCCACCCGAGUCUGCCAAGAUCCUUGUUCUGCAGGCAGCCGUGAAGGAUUCCUCUGGAAGCGUGGGCGCGAGGGCAGGCAGUUCCAGAAGAGACUAUUUCUCCUCUCAGCAAGGGAAGGCUUGAUGAAGUACUACACCAAAGAGUCCAGAGGUCCAAAAGCCAUUAUCAGCAUUGAGACUCUGAAUGCAAUGUUCCAGACAGAGAAAAUUCAUCAUGCUCAUGGGCUGCAGAUCACAUACAACACAGAUGGUCAAACAAGGAACCUUUUUGUCUAUCAUGAAAGUGGAAAGGAGAUUGUUGACUGGUUCAAUGCCAUUCGGGCAGCACGUUACCACUAUCUCAGAACAACCUUCCCAACUGUUCCUGAGCCUGAGCUCAUACCCAGGAUCACAAGGAAGUAUGUCAAAGAAGGAUAUAUGGAGAAAACAGGACCAAAACAGAAGGAGGCCUUUAAGGUGCGCUGGUUCUGCCUGGAUGGUCAAGAAAGGAAACUGAUGUACUUUAAAAAUCCCCUGGAUGCAUUUGCACAGGGCCAGGUGUUUAUUGGAAACAGGGAUGAGGGAUAUGAAGUUCGAGCUGGCUUGCCCCAGGCAGUGCGUGUGAAGAAGACGAAACCAGGCAUCACUGUGGUGACCCCAGGGAGAGAGUUUGUGUUCAUCUGUGAGAAUGACAGGGAGCAGAGGGAGUGGAUCAAUGCCUUCAGUGGAGUCAUGGCCCAGCCUCUGACUGGUUAAGACUAGCCCAUGAGUUCUGGUGAAGUGCA